Molecule: messenger RNA, 3326 nt
Organism: Choloepus didactylus (southern two-toed sloth)
Lineage: Eukaryota; Metazoa; Chordata; Mammalia; Pilosa; Megalonychidae
Gene: C4H15orf62
Product: chromosome 4 C15orf62 homolog
Exons: 2
Coding region: 2390-2920 (176 amino acids)
Source: RefSeq, a predicted model, not a curated record
UGGGCAAUCAGCUGUUGCCGCUCAGCAGCCUGGCGCAGGCGCAUCAUGACAAGGCUCUCGUAGUCUCUCUCCGACAGCACCGAGCCCUGGGGGACACAGAGGGGUCGGGGCAGCAGGGCAGAGCCCACAGAGGGCAGGGCCUAGGCAGAGCUGCAAUCUAAGAGUCAGGGAGGGCAGCGGAGACCCAGGAAGGGAAGGACCCUGGAACCCCUUUCUGGAACCCCUACUCAUCUAAGUUACUUUGCAGCAAGCAGGCCUUAGGCUCCCCUUCAGUCCCUCCUAGUCAAAGUAUCUCCUCCACAACCUCCCCUGCCCAGGCCCUUCACAUCUGCAGCCAGGUCUGGUUCUUUGCCAUGUGAAUCACUUCCCCAUGCUCUAGCCAGGCCCUCACCUCCCUUUAUUUCCUCUCAGCCCUUUAUUUGGCACUCCUGCCCUCCACCCCAUGGCUUCUGCCUCUCCUGGAUUUCCAACAAAGGCCAGUUGUCAGAGGUACAGAGAUGCACUCUGCUCUCUCCCUGUUGCCAUCUCCCCUGUGGUCUGACUCUUGCUGAGGAUGCAGGAGGGGAGCCCUGCCCUAAACACAGACUCAACCAGCUCCACCCUGGUGGAGAGAGAAACAAGCGCGGGUCCAGCUUGCCUCCUAAAACACACCAGGGCUCCUGAAGGGCAGGGCCCGUGGCUUUUUCUUUUAUAAUCUGCCAGCACGGUGCAGGGGAUUAAGGAGUGCUGUAUUAUUAAUAGUCAAAAGAAUAAUAAACAACCAGUUCAAUGGGCCAAGGCUGUGGGGUGGAGAAGCAGCUCUACCGGCAAAGCCCUAGCUGCCAACCCCAUGUCCUGAUAAGAUCUGCAGUGGGAAUUAAAUCACUUCCUCCCACAGUGCAGUUGAAGCUGUGUGAUGAUCACAGGGUCCCAAGAGUUCUUUAGAGAGGUGUGGAGCCCACCUGAGACAGCACAGAAGCGAGCCAGGCCAGGGGAUGAAUGAUGCUGUGGCCCCUCCAGGGGAGAAAGCUGGCAAGCCCCGUGCUGCAGUAUGUCAGGCUGGCACACUCCCAUGGAGCGAGUCAGGAGGAAGGGUUGGUGGUCAGUGACCCGGGGAAUAAGAAGGGAGUGGCUGGGGUUAAGAUGCCAGGACCCUGGCCAACUGGUUUGGAGUGAGGGGUGUACAGAAACAGGAAGUGCUACUCAGCUGGGAUUCCCCCUGCCUCUUCCUGACAGCUCCACUCCUCCUCCUCUGCCCAGCUGCAGCAGCUCCUGGGAGAGCUGCCCUCCCUGCCAGGCCCUGCUUGGCCCAUGGCAUCGCUGACACCGUGGCCCAGUCGUCUCCACAGAGGAGGGGCCCCACAUCAGGCCCAGUAGCCCGAGGGGCAGAACCAGGCAGCGGGGUAGGAGGCCGCAGAGCUCUGGCCCUCAGCCUGCUCUGCUCCUGCCAUGGGACCGUCUGGGUCCAGUGAGGGAGGAUGAGGACACGGGCAGCCAGGGCGGGUGUCAGGCCAAGGCGAGGGCAAGUCUCCCCUCCCUGAAUGUCCCCGCUCCAAGAAUGCUGCCCGAGCCCCAGCCCUGGGAGGAGCCAAGCACUGCAGGGGCCCGGGGAGCAGCCCCGUUAACACGCCCUCUGGCUCCUCCCCCUGAUACCCGCCGGCUCUGCUAACGAGGGCCCGUCACCGGGCUAGGGGGCUGAGUCACCCGCAGCAGAGACCGGUCUCUCUUCCUUCCCCAACAAUUGUUCCAUACGCCUGCCUUUCAAUUAACUCCCUCUCUCCCAGAGCAGCGCCUCCCUUCCCACCCACCCUGCACCCUGCACCCGGGCUGGGGAGCCAGGCCCAUCGCGGCCACGGUGAUGGGGGCAGCGACGAGAAGGGGAGCAAUGCAGGGACACAUAAAGCAGGGCUGCCCCCAGGUGAGUCCCCAGAGGAAUCUGACACUCCCCAUGGCCCCGAGGUGUUGGCCACGGCUGCCCCAGUCCCUGCACGCGGAUGCUGCAAUUACCUCAGAGCGUGAAACCCGGCUUCCUACCUGACUGAGUCAGCUGAAAACAAAAACACAGCGCCACCGCCACACACCAGCACAAACAGCCAAGCCACUAAUCAGAGUCCAGGAGCUGCCGGCAGAGAGAGCCGGGCCCUACGCUGCCCUAGAGACGGGCGCAGGGGCCGAGGGAACCGCCGGCGAGGGGGAGCUCGGGCCGUCCGUCCCUGCCUGCCCGCCCAGGCCCCGGGUGCUGGGGAAGGACGCCCUGCACCGGCUGCCCGUGCCCAGCCCAGGGAGAUUCAUCCCUGACACCACCACUGCUGCCCGGACUCCAGCCCCAGGACCAAAUGGUCACUAGCUGCUCCUGACCAUCUGCCCAGCUCCUGAGAGCCCACGCUUGUCUGCUGGCCCCCCGAGAUCCAUGGAGACCUGGCGGAAAGGCUCCUUCCGCAAUGCCUCCUUCUUCAAGCGGCUGAGCCUGGGGCGGCCCCAGCGGCUCCGGCGCCAGGGCAGCGUGCUGGGCCAGGCCAGCACGGCCGGUGGUGACCACGAGGAGUACAGCAACCGAGAGGUCAUCCGGGAGCUGCAAGGGAGGCCAGAUGGCCGGCGCCUGCCACUGUGGGGGGACGAGCAGCCCCGGGCCACCCUGCUGGCCCCACCUAAGCCCCCACGCCUCUACCGAGAGAGCUCCAGCUGCCCCAACAUCCUGGAGCCCCCACCUGCCUACACUGCUGCCUACUCGGCGACUUUGCCCACAGCGCUCUCCGUGGCAGGGGCCCUCCACCAGUACUCAGAGGAGGAUGAGCUUUUGGACACUCCCCCCUUCCAGAGGACACCUGCUCCGGAGCUCAAUGACCCCUUCUUCUCCUUCAAAGUGGACCUGGGGAUUUCACUUCUUGAGGAAGUUCUACAGAUACUGAGGGAGCAGUUUCCCAGUGAGCCCCGCUUCUGAAUGGGGUGAGAGGUGGGGUGACUAGAACAGCUAGAAGCCUGGGGACUCAGUACACUGAUGGACUGAGGAGGAGGUGGGACAGCAACCCUGGGCUGUGCCUGCCCUCUGGGUCCUCAACACUCCUCCGAGUCACCCCAGAGUGGAAGGACAGGUGCAGAGGCAAGCUGGAAAUAUGGUGAGGGGCACUUCCUGCAGGAACACUGAAGGAAGCUGGGCUGGCCGGGACAGGGAGGCCACACCCCACACCACCAGCCCCUGCAGAGAGCCCACGGAGUGGGAGGACACGACUGGGCAGAACAGAAAUGGGGCUGCUCCAGCCCCUCUGAAGCCACUGUCAACAAAGGUCACAGGACAAGGCUGGGCCAGAGUGUUCCAACCCAGGCCAAAGAGGGAAGUGGGGAGAUCU